UGGGUUCCACGAUAAACCCUAUAAACCCUUUUCAACAUUUUGAAGAAACCGCAAUUCUCAAACCCUUCUUCUCUGAUUCUCUCUCUACAGCCUUUGAUUUGAACCCCUUUUCUCCUCCUCCAAUGGAAGAUUCCCCGCAAUCAGCCGGUGAUCGGAAGACCCGUUUCUACCACCCCUACCAAGACCUUCACGUCCCGAUCACCAAGCUUUACGAGCUUCCCACCGCCCCAGAACAUCUUUUCUUCGAAGAGGCGGCUAGGCCCCACCGUUCUUGGGGCGAAAAUCUCCAGUACUACACCGGAAUCGGCUACUUGUCCGGUGCCCUUUUUGGCGGCGCCAGGGGAUCUCUCCAGGGCAUUAGGGCGGCGGAGCCUGGCGACACCAUGAAGCUUCGUCUUAAUCGAGUUUUGAACUCUGGGGGUCAGGUCGGCCGCAGGGCUGGGAACUCUCUUGGGAUUCUUGGCUUGAUUUUUGCUGGUUUGGAAAGUGGGGUUACUCAUUUGAGAGGCUCUGAUGAUGUUUUGAAUAGUAUUGUUGCUGGAUUGGGGACUGGUGCAAUUUAUAAGGCGGCUUCAGGGCCGAGGUCGGCCGCCAUCGCUGGUGCUAUUGGAGGGAUUGCUGCUGCAGCUGCGGUGGCGGGCAAGCAGGCAGCGAAGAGAUAUGUGCCAAUAUAGGCACACACAAAUCUGUGGGGGGAUUUCUUUGGAGGACGGUAAAGCAUUUGAUGGGUUCCUUUGAUUUUAAUUUCAUGAUGUUGAUACACAGAUAGUUUAGUUUAUUCAUGUAUUGGUGAACAAUAUACAGUAUUAGGUCACUAAUGCUCGAUCUUCUUAUAUUGUAGUUUGUGUUGAAUUGUGUUCUUCCUGUUUGUAAUUGAUUCUGAACCCUUAUAGAGUCCUUGGUUUGAGGAAGAUGAUGUAACUACAGCAUUGGAGAAAGGGGUGUGUUUAGAUGACAGGAUUUCUGCAUAAUUUGUACUUAGUGGAAAGUUUAGGAGCAGGGUUUGGUGCCAUUUUUUUGAUAGUUCAUCUCAAACAAUCAAUAAAGCUGGUGAUUUUUUCUUUA
This is a messenger RNA of Cucurbita pepo subsp. pepo (vegetable marrow), 1065 nucleotides long. Lineage: Eukaryota; Viridiplantae; Streptophyta; Magnoliopsida; Cucurbitales; Cucurbitaceae. The record is from RefSeq and is a predicted model, not a curated record.